Penicillium antarcticum is the source of this 852-nucleotide messenger RNA. RefSeq lists its product as uncharacterized. The record is from RefSeq and is a predicted model, not a curated record. The coding region runs from base 1 to 852 and encodes 283 amino acids. The transcript has 2 exons. NCBI's taxonomy places the organism in Eukaryota, Fungi, Ascomycota, Eurotiomycetes, Eurotiales, Aspergillaceae.
AUGCCCAAGUCAGACCCAGCGAAGAACUAUUUCAAGUCCCAUGGGGGAAGGGCUUGGUACGAUCGGCUGCUGCAUCUCAUAAAGCACGGUGAUCGAGCAGCUCUUCUUGAACACGCCGGUGGUCCGCCCGAGCUGCCACAUAUGAACCCGUCAGCCAUGAAUACCCAGGAUACAAAGAAGGCGUUUGAUUUGAGGGAAGUAGGAGGUUUUCUGCCGUGGCAAUUCCCAAGGGCCCAUAUCACCCUGCCGGAUAUCUUUGGUAUGUCGAUCAACGACGUUUGGAAUUCGCUCGCCGCAGAAGGCCAUCUCACACUCGGUGCUCGCGUCAGUAUAUCCCGAGAGACAACGAUGAAAUGGCCAAUUGUUUGGAAUGACCAGCCUUAUCUUUGUGUAGGAAAGGCAGACUACAGCUUUCUUUUUGGAGACAAGGACAACUUGGCAUGUCACGCUGUGAUAGUUGAAGCCAAGCGGAAUGUAGCCGAUGGGCAAGGCCAACUGCUGGCCUAUAUGGCCAUGACACAAGCAACCAGAAGGAAGCGUGGUCAGUCCGACUGGACAGUAUCUGGCGCCAUCUUUGAUGGGAACAACUACACCUUCUACCACCUGGACAUGGACGGCCAAUUUUCCUUUGUAUUGCUUCAAUCCAAGCGUGAAGGUUGGCAACUAAUAGCCGACAUACUCGGAUCCUUCAUUCUCAAAGGCAUGACACAAUGCUCUUCUCUACGCGCUAGUAUAACUAGCUGUCCCUCCGCUUGCCAAUCCCUUCAAUCAUAUCAGCGGCCUUCAUUGGGCCCCUUUUCGUCUAUCGAUGAGAUUCUGGACAGUACAGAGACAGCGCUGACUCACUUUUGA